CUCGGACGUUUCAACACUUGCCGCUUUGUUGGAAGCUGCGCGGCCGCAGGGUGGUGGUCCAUGGUGUUCUUUCGACGAAAGAAGCUCGACAUUCGAAUCCCGACAGGAAAGGAUGCAGUGAAUUGGCGCAAGCUCCUGUUCCUGUCCAUCGCAGAAAGCUUUAAUCUACUGACGACGGAGCAAUGGAGUCGGCUGGACGUGCGGUGCCUGACACUAAUGAAAGUCAAGAUGCUGCGCGCAUCGUGUAUUGCGCGAGAACUCGAGCCGAGAGGGAAGAAGCGUAUCCUGGUUCAACGAUUGACGGAAUCCCUCGAGAAACAGCGCGCCGAUGAGGCUGCGUCGAGACGCGAAGCCGAGUUAGCCGAACAAAGGCGUCAGGACAAGCUGGGAGGCAUCUGGACAUUUGGCACAGGGACCCAAGGACAGCUCGGUCACAAUGACUGCCAGUCGUAUGCGUUGCCAACUCAGAUCAAGACAACGCGAGGGUUGGGAGUGUGCCAAGUUUACGCGGGCUUUGACUCGGACAUCACAUUUGCCGUAACCCGCCUCGGUGAUGUCUACGUGUGGGGUAACAAGAAUGGGCCGACGGGGCUGCCACGACAGAAGCGGCGCAACCGAUUCGACUCGGCGGGGGCACCCAAGUUAAAUCUGUUCAACCUCCCGAGCUACAAACCACAUGACGCCAGCGCCGACAAUCCGACGGACGCGAAAGGCACGCCGCCGGAGCGCGAUGCCAUGGACUCGAGUGAUGAGAGCAACGACGACGACGACGACGAUGACGACGGAGACGCGGUGUCGGAAGAUUCGCAUCAUGCAGAUGACGACGAAGCACCUACCGACGACCAGCUCGCGAUGAUCAUCCCUGCCCCGGUGAAGCUCAAAUCGAUCAGCGGCGAAGAUAUUGUACAAAUUGCCGUCGGCCGCGUGCACUGCGCCGCGCGAACAAAAUGCGGCGAUGUCUUUACGUGGGGCCAGAACGACCACUGUCAACUCGGCAACGAGCCCCAACACGCCUUGUCGGCUGCUCAGUCCAAGCGGGCAAAGAUCAAGUAUGGCGUCGAUGCGAUGGAGCCGACCAUUUGGAGCCGCACCGUGUCGGAGAAAUGCAUUGUCAAAGGCGUUGCUGUCGGUACAGACCACACGAUGAUCAUCUCGGACGACGGAGACAUUCACGCGUUUGGGUCUGUCUACAACACGACGGAUCACUCGACGCUGACACGGCACUUGCGAAAGCAGCGCGUUCAGCAGGUGUCAUGCGGAGCCAUGCACGCAGCAAUUGUAAACGACGGUGGACUGAUGUACACGUGGGGCAGCGGCGACGGAGGGUACGCCCCGCGUGUCCAUCGUGACAAACCUUUCGACAACACACGUCGUCCUAGUCGGCUAGGGCAUGGCGAUUUGAUAUCGCACGUGGCGCCUCGGCUCGUCGAAGCACUCGCGACCGACGUCGUGUUUCAAAUCAGCUGCGGGUGCUGGCACACCGUCGCCAUUGUGCUGGUGCCACCGUUGCUCAAAGGCGGCUUCGUGUAUUCAUGGGGCACAGGUCGUUAUGGCCAACUCGCCCUCGGCGGCAACCAAGUCGUGCCAACGCCGACGCUUAUUCAGGACUUUCUCACGCAAUGUGUGUACAUCAAACGAGUAUGCGCUGGCAUGUACCACAAUGCGGCGCUGUCCGUCGACGACGAGGUAUACACGUGGGGCAGCAAUGUCAAUGGGUGUUUGGGUCGACCGACCGAAAUGGCCUCAAACCCCGAAAGCUUCAGCGCUGUCCCAGGCAUGGUUGAAGGCAUGGCUGAAUUUGUCGGUCGCCCUUGCUCGAUUGCCGUCGGGCGAGAAUACACGGUGGUCGCGACAAAGCCAUACAUUGGUCCUACCGAAGACGAAGUCGCGACGGCCCGAGCCGAAGCUGCCAAGCGCCAGGCAGCGAUCGACAAGGCAUACGACGCAGAAGAGCGCAAGGAAGAGAUACGUGAAGCCAUGAUCGAGCGCCUCCAGCGGUCGCGGUGCAUCGAGUACUUGAAUUUGCACCAUCCGCAGUGCAGUCAGUGCUCGAUUGCCACCGUGUGCCCUGGAUUCCAGCGCGAUGAGAUCGACCCCCAGCUGUGCAAACACUGCCUCCACGUCAAGCAAAACCACAACGCGCAGCACCGCGAAAGCAACAAAGCGCUCAGUCUCGACGCCUUGCUGGGCUUGCUCCACCAAAUGCAAAUCGCCGACGACGUCGACCUCGCGAUUCCCGAAGAUGAACUGGUCCAAGACAAGAGUGCCGAGGCUCGGUGGCGUAAAUAGUCAAUAAAUUUGUUUGCAUUAGUUUCCA
Molecule: messenger RNA, 2317 nt
Organism: Aphanomyces invadans
Lineage: Eukaryota; Oomycota; Saprolegniomycetes; Saprolegniales; Verrucalvaceae
Exons: 12
Coding region: 61-2289 (742 amino acids)
Source: RefSeq, a predicted model, not a curated record